UCCGGGUCACGCUGAGCCUCUUGCUCUUCGAGUCUGUGACUGGUGAAGGUGCCGCGCUGUCGGCGCUCUCCUUUCCCGGUGUGACCAAGCCGCAGUGUCCACCGACGAGAAGCGACCCCCUGCCCAGGAGAGAAGGACGAGGAGUCCUGGGAGCGGCCGGAGGCCGGGCUGGGCCGCUGUGGUGCGGGCUGGAGACUUUGCUCCUACCCCUGCUCCUGUCUCUGGGAACCGGGUGCCAGCCCUGAGGAGUCUUCAGCGGACAGCGACCCCCUUCCCCGGCUCCCCUGCCCGCCCCGCCGGGGAGGGCGGAAGAUGCCGGUGAAGAAGAAAAGAAAAUCCUCUGGGGUGGCGGUAGCGGAAGACGGAGGCCUCAAAAAGUGUAAAAUCUCCAGAUCCGCGGAAGGGUCACUUCUAGAAUUUCUUUGUAGAGUGAAGAAAGGAGCAGAACAGGAGAAAUCUUGACCUGACAACUGCCAUGGGAAUGAUAGAAAGGAAAUCUCCCCAUGUUGUAAUUGGCCUCCAAAUUUAGUGGUCUAACCGGGAGGAUCCCAGCAGGAGGCCUUUUAAAUCGCUGGAGCACCAUUUUUCUGGAAGUAAUAGUGCCUCCACCUGCGCCAAGUCCCUGUGUGCCGAAUUGGGAAGGCCCUGCAUGCGUUUUGUUUUCUAGCACUCAGGAUGCUGUUAGCUCUCAGUAUAAAUAUUAAUAAUUGAGAGCUAUUGUACUCUGUAUCCUCUUGGAGAAAAACAAAACAAAGUAGAGCUGUAGUUGUAGCUCUUUGCUCCCUUUGUAACAUGUCAUUGAGGCAUCACAGCAACAUUUUGUGCUGCAAAAAUUUAUUGAAAUUUAAGUGUGAGAAGUGGGAUUUUUAAAUCUCCUUAUGGAGUGUCUGAUUGUUAUCUGUGGUUGGCACUUAGUGUGACAACUAAAUGCUACCAUUAAAAGAAGAUUAUAGACAGCAUUAUAAAUGGGAGAUAAUGAUAGAACUCUCCUUAGAGAUCUGCUUAAAAUGUGAGCUAUUGCAGAUCCCAACCCCCUGCUAGACUAAUAAGUGGAGAGGAACAUUUUUCAAGCAAGAAGUGCCUGGCUUGGUUUUAUGAGUAUGCAGGUCCUGAUGAAGUUGUAGGGCCAGAAGGAAUGGAAAAAUUUUGUGAAGACAUUGGUGUUGAACCUGAAAAUAUUAUUAUGUUAGUUUUAGCGUGGAAAUUGGAGGCUGAAAGCAUGGGAUUUUUUACCAAGGAAGAAUGGUUAAAGGGAAUGACUUCAUUACAGUGUGACUGCACAGAAAAGUUACAGAACAAAUUUGACUUUUUGCGCUCACAAUUGAAUGAUAUUUCUUCAUUUAAGAAUAUCUACAGAUAUGCCUUUGAUUUUGCAAGGGAUAAAGAUCAAAGAAGCCUUGAUAUUGAUACUGCUAAAUCUAUGUUAGCUCUUCUGCUUGGAAGGACUUGGCCACUGUUUUCAGUAUUUUACCAGUACCUGGAGCAGUCAAAGUAUCGUGUUAUGAACAAAGAUCAGUGGUACAAUGUAUUAGAAUUCAGCAGAACUGUCCAUGCCGAUCUUAGUAACUAUGAUGAAGAUGGUGCUUGGCCUGUUCUUCUUGAUGAAUUUGUUGAGUGGCAAAAAGUCCGUCAAACAUCAUAGCAAGAACUAUUGUGAAGAAAAUGCAAACCUUUUGAUUCCUACGUGUAUACAAGCUAAUGAGAUGAGGAAAAAAAACUCCAAAGGGUGCAGUUUUAUUCAUGUGAAAGACUUCUCAUAGUACUUUUUUUUUCUUUUUUUUAAAGGAAGUUUUCUUGUUACAUGUGAUGGGCCUUGUGCCACACCUCUUCUGAGACUGAAUAUUGAAGUUUUUGUUUUGAGUUAUGUUUAUAACAUUUAUUUCAGAACAAUAAAGAUUCAGAUUUGUCAUAAAGGCCUUAAAGUGAAGAUGUCCCUUGAGUGUCAGAGUGGUAUUUAUUUUUGUACAUUUUAAUUCUUGAAUUUUGGAGGUUCUAUUCACCAUGAAUUUGUGGAAUUAUAAAGAUUUUAAGUAACCUUAAUAUUUGGCAGUGUAGUCUGCUGAUGGUAUGGCUUAAUGUAUUCAUCUCUGCACAGUUAGGAAGAAUAUUUAUUGACCUUCAUUUAUGGGUUAAUGAUUUUUUGAUGCAAUUAAUACAUUUUUACAUCUUGGAAGUGCUCCAACUUUCAAUUUGAUUUUCUGUGAAAGCUGGCAUGAUUUUAUGCACAUACUUUAUCUGAAAAGUUUGGAAUUGGAAAGAUGAUGUCCAGUUAUUUUCUUUUUCAACCAUUAACUAGUAUUGUCAAUAAGCAUAAAUCAACAUUGCAUGUAUAUUCUUAA
This is a messenger RNA of Molossus molossus (Pallas's mastiff bat), 2339 nucleotides long. RefSeq names its product defective in cullin neddylation 1 domain containing 5 (gene DCUN1D5). Gene Ontology annotation, biological process: protein neddylation; positive regulation of ubiquitin-protein transferase activity. Gene Ontology annotation, cellular component: ubiquitin ligase complex. The transcript has 9 exons. The record is from RefSeq and is a predicted model, not a curated record. Lineage: Eukaryota; Metazoa; Chordata; Mammalia; Chiroptera; Molossidae. The coding region runs from base 1136 to 1642 and encodes 168 amino acids. Gene Ontology annotation, molecular function: ubiquitin conjugating enzyme binding; ubiquitin-like protein binding; cullin family protein binding.